Molecule: messenger RNA, 222 nt
Organism: Protopolystoma xenopodis
Lineage: Eukaryota; Metazoa; Platyhelminthes; Monogenea; Polystomatidea; Polystomatidae
Source: the annotation of a GenBank genome assembly
GUGAGAGCCUUAAUGAUGCUGCAUUGGAUUGCUGCUUCGGUGGGGAUAGUUCCAUGCACAGUGGCUCAGGACCAGCUAGCAUUUCCGGAGAACAACGUCUCCGCCGCGUUCGUGCUGCACAAGAACAGAAACAGGCUCGUAUUUACCAAGAAUUUCUUGAGUCUCAACGUCAAGCAGAAGAGUUGCGUCUUAAGCAGCAAUUGGAAAGAAAGCGGCGUAUAG